Molecule: messenger RNA, 1139 nt
Organism: Merops nubicus (carmine bee-eater)
Lineage: Eukaryota; Metazoa; Chordata; Aves; Coraciiformes; Meropidae
Product: cytosolic 5'-nucleotidase 1B-like
Exons: 4
Biological process (GO): adenosine metabolic process; nucleotide metabolic process
Cellular component (GO): cytoplasm; cytosol
Molecular function (GO): nucleotide binding; magnesium ion binding; 5'-nucleotidase activity
Source: RefSeq, a predicted model, not a curated record
CUGCAGGCAUUGGAGCAUGUCAAUGCUCGGCUUCUUGAGCUGUACCCUGAUGAUGAAGAACGAUUUGAUAUUGUCCUGAUGACUAAUAACCAUGCCCAAGUGGGAGUGAGACUGAUAAACAGCAUCAAUCACUACGGCUUAACAAUUGAACGUUUCUGUAUGACGGGAGGAAAAAGCCCUGUUGGUUACCUGGCUGCAUAUCUUACCAACCUGUACCUCUCAGCAGACUCUGAAAAAGUGCAGGAAGCUAUAGAAGCAGGCAUUGCAUCAGCCACAAUGUUCACUGCCAACAAAGACGUUCCUUACUCGGACACGCAGUUGCGAGUGGCGUUUGAUGGGGAUGCAGUUCUCUUCUCUGAUGAGUCAGAACAGAUUGUCAAAGAGCAAGGAUUAGACAGGUUUUUUGAACAUGAACAGCUGAAUGAAAAUAAGCCUCUUGCACAGGGUCCUUUGAAAGGUUUUCUGGAAGACCUGGGGAAACUCCAGAAGAAGUUCUAUGCAAAAAACGAACGAUUAAACUGUCCCAUAAGGACCUUCCUGGUCACAGCCAGAAGUGCGGCGAGCUCUGGAGCCAGAGUGCUGAAGACUCUUCGUAGCUGGGGUCUGGAGAUUGAUGAGGCACUUUUCCUAGCAGGAGCUCCUAAAGGACCAAUUCUGGUGAAAAUCCGCCCUCACAUUUUCUUUGAUGACCAGAUGUUCCAUGUUGAAGGAGCACAGAAAUUAGGCACCAUUGCUGCCCAUGUUCCCUAUGGUGUUGCUCAGAAGUACCACAAAUCUACUUGAUUGGAUGGCACCAUUAAUGAUAAAGUUCUUAAUUCAGCCAGCCUCUAAUUUACCUGUAGUUCUGCCUGAAAAACUCUACAUUCAUAUAUCAUAAGCACUAUAUUUAAAGAUUUAAAUUCUGGCUAGAACAGCUUUAAAAGGAAAUAUUUUUAAUAUUGAUAGGGUUUAGUAGUUAUUUAUUAGCAUUCUUAAGCAGUUUAGGUUUUUUACCCAUCUGGAUCUAACACUGUUUUUAAUAUUAGGAAAAGAUUUGUACUGGUUUUAUAGCUUGAGAUAUAUUUUCAGAGACAGACAACAGUUAUAUUUUUUUUCUAAAAAAAAUGUUGACAGGUUAUUUAUAACAAAAAUCAUACUGC